AUGAGGAAAAGCAAAGGAAUUGGAGAGAUAGUUGAAGUAGAAGGAGGUGGUCGAAUCGUUAGGUCGCUCAGAAGAAAAGAUCGCCAUAGCAAAGUCUGCACAUCAAAGGGUCCGAGGGAUCGGCGUGUUCGUUUAUCAGCCAACACGGCUAUCCAGUUCUACGAUGUUCAAGACAGGCUUGGGUAUGAUCGACCCAGUAAAGCCAUUGAUUGGCUCAUGAAGGAAGCGAAACCAGUGAUUGAUGCGCUCGAGAAUGAUCACCAUGAGCAUGAGUUGCUUACAUCUGUUGUCGAUGCCUCUGAGGCAUUUCAUCGAACAGGUGGUGAGCGGAACCAGGAGAUCUCCACUCUCGCGAAAAUCAGUGGUUUUGAUGACUACCCAAUGGGGUCAAUCGAUUCAAGAAACAAAAACCAGGAAAAAUCGAUUGAAGAAGAAGAAGAAGUUAUAACCCCGAUGGAUUUCACGUGGAAUCCGAGUUACGAUUCGGGAGAUGGCUUUGCGUUUGUUGAUAGGGAACCCCUUCAGUCCAGUUACCCUACACUCAUCCAUACAUUCAACAAUGCGUUUGUAGACGAUGAAGAGUUUUUGGGAUUUAAUUUUCAGCAGGAAAAUCAUCUUCAAGAGGAGGAAAAUUGCAACCUUGUGUCCAAAACCCGUCGCUCCUCUGCCACUUCCUACCAAAUUCUCUGA
This is a messenger RNA of Lactuca virosa, 690 nucleotides long. The record is from the annotation of a GenBank genome assembly. NCBI's taxonomy places the organism in Eukaryota, Viridiplantae, Streptophyta, Magnoliopsida, Asterales, Asteraceae.